AUGAUGAUGAUCGGCAGCCCCUCGUGCGGAGGAGCUCCCAAGAGGAGAGCGUCGAGCAGAGGAGUGGGGGGCGCCAUCAGAGAGCGGAGAGCUCGGCUCUACAUCAUCAGGCGCUGCAUAGUCAUGCUAUUGUGCUGGCACGACUGA
Molecule: messenger RNA, 147 nt
Organism: Eucalyptus grandis
Lineage: Eukaryota; Viridiplantae; Streptophyta; Magnoliopsida; Myrtales; Myrtaceae
Exons: 1
Coding region: 1-147 (48 amino acids)
Biological process (GO): negative regulation of cell population proliferation
Source: RefSeq, a predicted model, not a curated record